Bufo gargarizans (Asiatic toad) is the source of this 717-nucleotide messenger RNA. Its product is annotated as octapeptide-repeat protein T2-like. The record is from RefSeq and is a predicted model, not a curated record. The transcript has 3 exons. Lineage: Eukaryota; Metazoa; Chordata; Amphibia; Anura; Bufonidae. Bases 1 to 717 code for a protein of 238 amino acids.
AUGGAGAACGGCUCGGUGCACGUGGCUCCAGUUAUGCGAGGGGCACAGUCCUCCAAGCAGAGCCAGCGAGGGGCACAGUCCUCCAAGCAGAGCCAGCGAGGGGCACAGUCCUCCAAGCAGAGCCAGCGAGGGGCACAGUCCUCCAAGCAGAGCCAGCGAGGGGCACAGUCCUCCAAGCAGAGCCAGCGAGGGGCACAGUCCUCCAAGCAGAGCCAGCGAGGGGCACAGUCCUCCAAGCAGAGCCAGCGAGGGGCACAGUCCUCCAAGCAGAGCCAGCGAGGGGCACAGUCCUCCAAGCAGAGCCAGCGAGGGGCACAGUCCUCCAAGCAGAGCCAGCGAGGGGCACAGUCCUCCAAGCAGAGCCAGCGAGCGGCACAGUCCUCCAUGCAGAGCCAGCGAGGGGCACAGUCCUCCAAGCAGAGCCAGCGAGGGGCACAGUCCUCCAAGCAGAGCCAGCGAGCGGCACAGUCCUCCAAGCAGAGCCAGCGAGGGGCACAGUCCUUCAAGCAGAGCCAGCGAGGGGCACAGUCCUCCAAGCAGAGCCAGCGAGGGGCACAGUCCUCCAAGCAGAGCCAGCGAGGGCACAGUCCUCCAAGCAGGGCCGGAUCCACCAAGGUCAAUGAAUGCCAGAUCAGACCCAUGAAAUUCAUUCAGACCAUAGACCAGAACCCUAAAUUCAUUAAGAGCAUAGACCAGACCCCUAAAUUCAAACCAUAG